This is a messenger RNA of Debaryomyces hansenii CBS767, 3351 nucleotides long. It is a transcript of the gene APL5, whose product is annotated as Apl5p. Gene Ontology annotation, cellular component: endosome membrane; AP-3 adaptor complex; membrane coat. Bases 1 to 3351 code for a protein of 1116 amino acids. Gene Ontology annotation, biological process: Golgi to vacuole transport; protein targeting to vacuole. The transcript has a single exon. Lineage: Eukaryota; Fungi; Ascomycota; Pichiomycetes; Serinales; Debaryomycetaceae. The record is from RefSeq and is a predicted model, not a curated record.
AUGUCAUCAUUUCAGUUGCAGAAUGCAGAAGUAUUGGCAAGAUUGAAGCCAUUUGGUAUUCUGUUUGAAAAAUCACUUAGUGAUUUAAUCAAAGGAAUUAGAUCAUAUUCCAAAGAAUCCGCCGAAAGCUUACUGGGGUUCUUGGAUUCUGCAAUUAUGGAAUGCAAGAACGAAUUGAGUACGACUGAUCUAGAGACGAAAGCUAUGGCUAUAUUAAAGUUAACAUAUCUAGAAAUGUACGGGUUUGAAAUGUCAUGGUGCAAUUUCCAAAUUUUAGAGGUUAUGUCUUCGAGCAAAUUUCAACAGAAGAGAAUUGGAUAUUUAGCAGCAAUACAAUCAUUUAAGAAUGAACAAGACUUAUUGAUUCUUGCCACGAACCAAUUUAAGAAAGAUUUAAAUUCACAUAAUCAUAUCGAAAUAGGCCUAGCACUAAGUGGAAUUGCUACUAUUGUGACGCCGAAUUUAUCGAAAGAUAUUAACGAUGAUGUGUUGAUUAAAUUAAAUCAUUCAAAGCCAUAUAUUCGGAAAAAGGCCGUGUUAGCAAUGUACAAGAUAUUUCUUCAAUAUCCAGAUAGCUUGAGGAUGAACUUUAAUAGAAUUAUAGACAAAUUGGAUGACUCUGACAUUUCAGUAGUAAGUGCUACUAUUAAUGUUAUUUGUGAGAUUUCAAAGAAGAACCCAAAUGUCUUCGUCACAUAUUUACCAAAAUUCUUCACUAUCUUGGAAGGGACUAAAAAUAAUUGGUUAAUUAUCAGAAUUCUCAAAUUGUUUCAAAGCUUGUCAAAGGUUGAGCCAAGAAUGAAAAAGAAAAUCUUGCCAACCAUAAUGGAAUUAAUGUUAAAAACACAGGCGUCAUCUUUAAUAUAUGAAUGCAUUAAUUGUAUUGUUAAUGGCUCGAUGUUAUAUCCUGAUUCGUCUAAAGACAAGGAAACUGCUAAAACUUGUAUCGAACAAAUUAUGAAUUUUUUUGAAACUAGAGAUUCUAACUUGAAAUUUGUUGGAUUAAUAGCUUUAAUUAAUAUUCUUCAAAUUUUCCCUGACUUGAUGCAUAAGGUGAAAGGAGUUUCGCAAGUCAUUAUGGAUUGUCUUACUGACAAUGACCUUAUUAUUAAACGAAAAGCCUUAGAAGUCAGUUCUAGUUUAGUAACUGAAGAUAAUAUAACGGAAUUGGUUAAAGUUUUAUUGGUUCAAUUAAUUCCUUCCGAAACAACUACAAUUCCUGAGACUUUGAAAUUAGAAAUAACUAUGAAAAUAUUGACAAUUUCAUCUAAGGAUAACUAUUCAAAUAUUCCCAAUUUCAAAUGGUAUAUUGCUGUGUUGAAGGACAUGAUUAAUUUAACGCUAUUACCAUUGUCCUCGAUAAAUAAUGCAAAUAUUUCCCCAAGCAUAUCCAACUCUAUAGCGAGUGCUAUAGGUAAUGAAUUUAAAAUACUAGCGACCAGAGUACCUUCAAUUAGAUCAGCAAUUCUCAAUAAAGUUAUUUCAGAAUCUGUUCAAGAUGUUAGAGUCUUGGAAAACUGUCCGUUAUUAUUAAGAGACUUUUAUUGGAUAAUGGGUGAAUAUAUUGAUGAGUUUAGAAUUACUUCUGAUGAAAGCGAUGAUGAUGAAGACGAAAACAGCAUUACAGAUACGGUAGAUAUAGGGAAAUUAAUCCAAAUAUUCAAUUCGCUUGUGAACCAUAAAAUUGAUACUAAAUUAAACUUGAUAACUUCACUCAAUUUUCCAGUAUCUGCUAAGCUACUUAAAUUACAACAAUCUGAUGUUCUUGUUGUCUUGAUUCAGGCACUAAUUAAAUUGUAUAAUGGUAUUGUUACUGGUUAUAAUUCCGGUGCUAUUACUGAUGGAUCAAUAACUCAAGAAAACUAUCAGCAACUCAGUUACUUUUUACAUAAAUUAAUUGAUUUUUUGGAAAAUUGGGAGUUCCACUCGAAUUAUGAAGUUCAGGAACGUGCAUUGUCUUGGUUAGAAUUUUUGAAACUAUGCUUAGAGGCUAUGGUUAAAAAUGAUUAUAAGGCCAUUGAAAAGUUAGAACGGGAAGAAGUAGAAUAUUAUAGGCAACUAGCUUUAAUUGAAAAGAAUGAAGAUGAUGAAAAUGAAUUUGAUAGUGAAAGUGGUGAAGAUAGUGAUAGCAACGAAGACAGUGACGGUGACGAAGACAGUGACGAGGAAAGUGAAGAUAGUGAUGAGGAGGAUAAUUUUGAAGAGGGUUUAGAAAAUGAUGGGAAAUCCCAUAUUAACAAAGAUUUGGAAAUUUUAUUAUCGCUGAAUGAUCAAAACGACGAAGCCAAUACAGCUAUCCCAACUGAUAUUGAAGUUACUAGCCCAUCUAUAGAAGGUGUCCUCCCAGUAUCCAAAGAAUACGAAUCUAACUCUUCCAAAUCAUCUAACGAGCAACUACCAAUGUUAUUAACACAUGUUUUACCAUCAUUCUUUAAAUCAUAUCCAUUGAAUCCAAUUUCCUGGAAUUCACAACGUAAGAUUCAAAUUCCGGAAAAUUUAAAUUUAGACAAGCAAAUAAACUCAUCUCUAUUCGAAAUCAUAAGCGAAGACGAAGAUAAUAAUGAAGAUUCUUAUUCUAUGUUUUUGUCUGAUGAUUCUUCUAUGAAUGAUUCAGAUUAUCCAUUAAUUAAUCUUUCUAACGGAGGAAGCCAGGAAGACCUCAGAAAGAAGCAAGAGAGAAUCGAAAGAAUGAAAGACGAUCCAUAUUAUAUUACUUCGACUAAUAAGAAACCAAAAUCAAAGUCAAAGUCAAAGUCAAAUAGACUUCUUGUGGCAGAUGAUGAAAAGCAACCUAGUCCUGAUAUUAAUGAAAUCUCUUCAAUACACUCUGGCCAACAAUUGAAAUCGAAGAAACCUAAAUCCAAAAAAGUGAAGAAAGAAAGAGUCGUUAUUUUAUCGGAAGAAACUAUCGAAGGGUCGAACAAUGAACCUGAACCUGAAAUAGUGACUUCCCUCAAGCCUAGAAAGAAGAAUAUUUUAAAUAUUGAUUCUUCAAAUCUAAAUAACUUCGAUUUGAAUUCUUCAUCGAUUUCAGACGUUGCAUCAACCAUAGAACCUAAGAAUAAGUCUUAUGAAUACGACAUUGAUUUAAAUGACUUGAGAAGUAAAUUGGCAGAGUCUUCACUUGGUAAGAAACCCAAAAAAACUAAGAAAAUUAAAUCAAAGAAAAAGGAGAAAGAAAUUGAUGAAAAUGAAACUGCUCCUUCGGCCAAUGAUGAAGCUAAGGCGGGGAUUAGUAAUACUACAGCUACACCUCAAGAACAUAUAUCUACUACUGAAGAUAAUAUAAUUUCAGUUAAAAAGCCUAAGAAGACAAAGAAAAAAAAUAAGGCAAUAAUUCUAGAAGACUGA